Colletotrichum graminicola M1.001 is the source of this 1116-nucleotide messenger RNA. RefSeq names its product argininosuccinate lyase. Gene Ontology annotation, cellular component: cytosol. Bases 1 to 1116 code for a protein of 371 amino acids. The record is from RefSeq and is a predicted model, not a curated record. The transcript has 5 exons. Lineage: Eukaryota; Fungi; Ascomycota; Sordariomycetes; Glomerellales; Glomerellaceae. Gene Ontology annotation, molecular function: argininosuccinate lyase activity.
AUGGAGCAGUACAAUGAGAGCAUCCACUUCGACAAGCUCCUCCACAACACGAACUAUAACAACGGCAUUCUGACUAAACACGAGGUUGAGGAGAUCGAGAGAGGCCUCCUGGAGGUUGAAAAGGAGUGGGGGGCUGGCGAGUUCAACACUGUCCAGGGUUACGAAGGCAUCCACACUGCCAACGAGCGUUGGAUCGGCGAGAUAAUUGGCAAGGACAUCGCCGGCAAGCUUCACACAGGCCGCAGCCGAAACGAACAGGUCGCCUGCGACACGCGCAUGUGGCUCCGCAACGAGCUUGUCAAGCUCAAGGGCCACCUCGUCAGCUUCCUGAAGGUCACUGAUACCGGUGCCCAAAAGGAGAUCGACUACAUCGUGCCUGGUUACACUCACCUUCAGCGCGCCCAGCCCGUCCGCUGGAGCCACUGGAUGCUCUCCUAUGCCAUGGCCUUCGCCAACGACCUGGAGCGCCUUCUCGAGGUCAUUCAGCGUGUCAACCGCAACCCCUUUGGAUGUGGUGCCUUGGCUGGAAAUCCAUCCAACAUUGACCAUGAGGCAAUCUCCAAGGGGCUGGGCUUCGAGGGUCUGCUCUGGAAUUCCAUGGCCGGUGUUGCCGACCGUGACUUCGUCACUGACACGCUGCAGUGGGGCUCGGUCCUUAUACAGCAUAUUUCUCGCUGGUCCGAACAUACUCAUCCGGCGAGUUUGGCUUCGUUCCUCCGCGGCAAGAUUGGCCAGAUGGUCGGUUCCAUGAUGACCCAGAAGGGUCUCCCUAGCACCUAUAACAAGGACCUCCAGGAGAGCUGGGAGCCCAUGCUCGACCACGUCAAGACUGUCAGCGACAGCAUUCAGAUCGCCGAGGGUGCCCUUGCGACCCUCGGUACCCAGCCCGAGAAGAUGAAAGCAGCUCUCGACCCCUUCAUAUUAGCCGCCAACGUUGCCGAAUACCUUGCCGCAAGGCUUAUUCACGAGCAGCUGAAGGCUGUCGAUGAGCGCUUCGAAGAAGACAUUGCCGAGACCUUCAACUACGAGAAGAGCGUCGAGAUGAGGGCGGCCAUGGGCGGUACUAGCAAGUCCAGCGUCGAGCAGAUUGCCGUUCUGCGGGUAUCGUUGGAGUAA